AGGAAAGAGCUAAAGAGAAAUGGCAGAGACAGCAUGAUAUGGAUUUAGAUACGAUCAGAACAAGUGACCUCUUUGAAAGAGUAGGAAUGAGGAAUUGUACAUCAGAUGUGGACAGACAGACAUUCACUGCUUUUAAUAUAGGUUGAUUAGUGGUCACUGCAGGCUGAAUGCUCACUUGGCUAAAUUUGACGAGAAGAUAUCAGAAGAGUGUCAUAACUGUAAAUGUAGAGAAGACAUUGAUCACUUCCUGUUCCACUAAGUAUCAUGUUUGAAGGUCUGUCAGCCUGGUUUUCAUCCAGUGUUAGCAGGAAGGUUAAGAAGAUAUGGGUGAAAAAUGGUGGUAGAGUGACUUCUGUAGAAGAUGCACAAUAUAUUUUCAGUCAGGAUACAGAAUCUCCAGACACACAAAGUAUUUUUGAGAGUGAAGCAUAUCUUGAAGAGCAUUUGGCUGUAUUUCACCCUAACUAUAUCAAAGAAUGUGUUAAACGUGGCCAUAUUGAACAAGUGACGUUGGGAAAAUAUUUCUUUCCUCCAGAAGAUGUACAAGCAAUUGCCAGAGAACAGCUACAGUACCAAUGGGACCUGGAUGGGAAUACAUUAGAUGAAGAUGUUACCAAUUCUUCUGAUGAAGAACCAACUCCACCUACCAGAGGGUUAAACAAAUCCAAAAAUCAAGGAAGCAAUAACAUGGCCAUAGAACAUUCUGCGCAACCACCAGGUUGUAGCAAAGACACGAUACAGAAUCAGUCAAAUAGGUCUAGUGAAGCACAUGUGAGAGACAAGGGAAGUAAUGUUGUUCAUACACAAGGCAGUCAGAGUUGUCGGGGAGAGUCAUCUGGUUUUGUUCAGUCUGACAAUCAUAAAGAACAUGAAAGAAAGUCGCCACGGAGAAGUUCAAGACAGAAGGAGAACAUUACUGAAUCAAAGUCAGACAGACAUGACAACAGCAAGUUUCAAACAGAUUCAGGUCAUAAACAUGUUUCAAAUGAACAAAAGAUUAAAAGCAGUUAUAUGAAUAAAAGUGUAACAGGUCAGACAAAUGCAAGAGCUGCACUCAACAAUAAUUGUGAUGAACACAAAGAGACAGCAGGAAGUAGAAUUGGAACUAGAGCAAGUAAAAAGAUAGGAAGUGAAAAUUGCCUUUCAAAGAUUGAGGAUAUUAAUGGCUCAGAAAUAGUGAGACUUGAAGAAAUGGCUAAAGUUACAGGUGACCUACAAGACUUUGUUGUUGGAAAGAGUGGCUGUGAACUUGUAAAGAUCUGCUGAAAUACAUUGGAGUUUGUAAUUGUAGCAAACAGCUUUAAACUGAUCAUAUUCUACUGAUAAACAUUGUGGCUUGUUAUUUAAAGAACGACUUUGAACUUGUAAAAAUCUGGUUGUUUGUAACUGGAACUAGCAGCUUUAAGCUAGUCAUCUACUUAUAAACAUUGUAAUUUGUUAUUUGAAAGAAUGUGAACAUGUAAAGAUCUGCUGAAAUUU
Molecule: messenger RNA, 1479 nt
Organism: Mercenaria mercenaria
Lineage: Eukaryota; Metazoa; Mollusca; Bivalvia; Venerida; Veneridae
Exons: 7
Coding region: 265-1266 (333 amino acids)
Biological process (GO): meiotic attachment of telomere to nuclear envelope; homologous chromosome pairing at meiosis
Cellular component (GO): nuclear inner membrane
Source: RefSeq, a predicted model, not a curated record